UGUUCUUCCUUAAAAUGUCUGUUUAUAAGGCUUACAAUUCUAGGUGAAGACACUUCAACACAGAAGAGUUUUUCUGUUUUGACACCGUACCACCUAGUUCUUCUUACGAUCAUCAUGGGAGUCAAAACUGUGUCUAUUCUGGCCUGUGUACUCGUCGCCCUCCUGGGUACUGGAGCAUAUCCAUCCAACUGUCACAACCAUCCAACAUCCAACUGUCAUUAUCGUGUCUGUCCAAAUGGGUAUUCUACUGCCAAGGCUGGCUCACACCGUUGCUUCCAAUUGGUGACAAAACAAAUGGGAUGGCAGGACGCCCUUGACUACUGCAAGAAGGAUGGGGGCACCCUAGCUUCUGUUCACGGUUAUCAAGAAUACCAAUUUCUACUUUCCAUGGUGAAGAAGACCCAGGGCAUAUCGGCUUAUUCCUGGAUAGGACUGAAUGAUCUGGAUCAGGAAGGGAGUUUUGUGUGGACAGAUAGGAGUGACACUGAGUGGUUCUGGUCUAAAAGUGCCAGAGCUCAGCAGUGGGGAGAGGAAGACUGUGUGGCGCUGAACUCUUAUACAGGGGCUGAAGGCUUCGAUGACAUUACCUGUUCAAGUGGCUGUACCUUCAUCUGCAUGAGGGCAGCAGUAGUCUAAAAUGACGGAGGAAUACAAUACAAUACCAGAGAGUGGGAAGGGAUUUCUAUACUUUUGCACACAAUGGGAAUGUUUUCAAAGUACAUUUUGCCAUUGCUUUUUAAGUGUUGUCUAAUGUUUGGAACUACUAAAGUAAGUAAGUUCUACUAACCAAGGGGGAACCCCCAAAAAGUGUCAAAUUACCUUUUUUUAAAUGGCAGACAGGAUAGUGUUCUGUUUACAACUCAAAUGAUUCUCUAUACUCACAGGUGGAAAGUUGUAAAUGCUUUGUCCAUUAUAUAAAAUGAGUUUUUCUUGUUAUCCAUCAGUGCUUCUCUGACUUUCAAUAAAUCCU
This is a messenger RNA of Esox lucius (northern pike), 970 nucleotides long. Its product is annotated as C-type lectin LmsL-like. The record is from RefSeq and is a predicted model, not a curated record. The transcript has 6 exons. Lineage: Eukaryota; Metazoa; Chordata; Actinopteri; Esociformes; Esocidae. The coding region runs from base 115 to 636 and encodes 173 amino acids.